GCCAUGUUGUUUAUUAUUGCUAGGCAAGGAGUUUGCUAGGUCAUCGUGAAUUCGCAAGUGCACCCAAAUUUCGACCGAAGAGAAGAGCGGAGCUGAAAAAAGAAGAAAAAUUCUACUCAAGUUGCGAAAGAUGGAAGAGUCGGAGGCCAAGGAAGGUGCUCAGGGCGUUGCCAAAGCUGUGCAGGUGGUGCUGGCUAAGAAGGACCACACUUUCGAGCUGAACAAGCAGGCCCUUGAGGACAUUUUGAUGCAGGACCAUGUCAAAGACCGGCAUGUGGUGGUCGUCUCCGUGGCCGGCGCCUUCCGCAAGGGAAAAUCCUUUCUGCUGGAUUUCUUCCUCAAAUACAUGAACGCGCAGGGCGCUGAAGACUGGUUGGGCGAGGAAGAAUCACCUCUGGACGGUUUUUCGUGGAGAGGAGCCUUGGAAAAAGACACCACUGGCAUUCGAAUGUGGUCAGAAGUCUUCCUUGUUGAUCUUCCCACAGGGGAAAAGGUUGCUGUCGUUCUGAUGGAAACUGCAGGCGAUUUUGACAAUGAAAUCGCGGUUAGGGAAUGCGCCCCUAUAUUUGCCCUCAGCACCAUUUGCAGCUCAGUUCAGAUCUACAAUUUGUCUCAGAACAUCGAAGUUUUUGAUCUUCAGCACAUGCAGAUCUUCACUGAGUACAGUCAACUGGCCUUCAAAGACUACGUCAACAAUCCAUUCCAAAAGCUGCAGAUUCUAAUCGGAGACUGGAGUUACCCUUACGAGGCCAAAUACGGUUCCGAGGGAGGACAACAGAUCUUUGAUCGCAAACUUAAGGUUUUGGCAAAACAACAACCAGAGCUGCACUUGUUGGGAAGGCACAUUACGUCAUGCUUUAAGGACAUCUCCUGCUUCCUGAUGCCCCACCCUGGCCUUCAAGUGUCCACCAAUCCCAAUUUUGAUGGCAGGCUAAAAGAUAUAGACACUGAUUUCAAACUGCAUUUGAGUGUCCUGGUGCCACUGCUGCUGGCACCAGAAAAUUUGGUCAUAAAAGAGAUAGGUGGGCAAAAAGUCAAGGCCAAUGAGCUUUUUGAAUUCUUCAUCAAGUCCUACACUCGGAUCUGUAAGGGUAGCGAGUUGCCUGAGCCUCAGCCUAUGAUGGACCGACUGAAAGCAGUCGUCAACCUUGCUGGGGAGUCUGAAGUGCCCAAUCUACAGCAGCAGCAAGCUCAAACUGAAUCCAAUGAAGUGAGGCCAGUGAGGCCGUGGAUAAGAGUCAAAUCCAAGCUCAACAGGAAUAUGAUGUACGUGCCAGUGCUUGAUGGACUUAUAUUUGGUAUCUACGAAAAGAAAACAGAAAAUUCAAAGAUCUUCAAAUGCUCUCAAGCAAAAACAACUGGUUGCCCUGCCACUGUAGAAACAGACUGCGAGUUAAAAUUCUAUUUGAUUGACCCAGCAACUACAGCUGUACACACCUGCAACCAAAUCAAAUCUAAGCAAAUAACUUCAGAGAAGGAUCAAGGUGAAGAAAAUGCAAACCUGGAGGAAAGGAACAAACAGAAGGAGAAAACAAGCACCCAGCUGGGCAAGAGACAGUCGACGGAGGACGACGAAGUCCCCACCAAAGUUCCCAACAUGAAUGCAGCCAAAAAUGAGUGAGAAGUUCUUAUAUUAUGUGACUUAAUUUUAUUUUCCUAACCAUUUGAAAAGUGGAUAAAUAAAAAUCUCAACUAAAUGUCAUUUUAAAUUAAAA
Messenger RNA from Neocloeon triangulifer, 1715 nucleotides. RefSeq names its product atlastin-like. The record is from RefSeq and is a predicted model, not a curated record. Lineage: Eukaryota; Metazoa; Arthropoda; Insecta; Ephemeroptera; Baetidae. Gene Ontology annotation, biological process: protein homooligomerization; endoplasmic reticulum organization. The transcript has 10 exons. Bases 131 to 1621 code for a protein of 496 amino acids. Gene Ontology annotation, molecular function: GTP binding; GTPase activity.